UACUUGCUUACGCAAAUGACUUGCCGUUCUUUCAGCCCUGUGGUGACCUUCUUGCAACCGGAGGUGUAGAUUUUAAAAGUUUAAAGUUAAUUAACAAAUAACAAAGUCAUGGCUAUAUGUGUUAAAGCUCCUAUUUUGGGCUCGAAUUUAAUUAAAUAUGCACCACUUGCAGCUAAUCUCUUCAGCAGACAAAGCUCUUUUUGGUCACAUGUUGAAAUGGGACCACCUGAUGCAAUUUUGGGUAUAACUGAAGCAUACAAAAAAGAUACUAAUCCCAAAAAAGUUAAUUUAGGUGUUGGAGCUUAUCGUGAUGAUAGUGGAAAACCAUAUGUUUUAAAAUGUGUUAAAGCUGCAGAGCAAAAGCUUUUGUCACAGAACUUAGACAAAGAGUAUGCAGGUAUUGCUGGUAUUGCAGAUUUCUGUAAUGCGUCUGCGAAGCUAGCUUUUGGUGAAAGUAGUGUUGUGAUCAAAGAAAACCUGAAUGCUACUGUACAAGGAAUUUCAGGUACUGGGUCAUUAUAUGUGGGGGCAGUAUUUAUUGGAGAAUUUUUGAAAGGUAACAAAGAAAUCUAUAUGCCAACUCCUACUUGGGGGAACCAUAUACCUCUUUUUAGGAGAUGUGGUUUAGCUGUUAAACAAUAUCGAUAUUAUGAUCCUAAAACAUGCGGCUUUGAUUUUAAUGGAGCUCUUCAAGACAUAGCGAAAAUUCCUGAAAAUUCAGUUAUACUCCUUCAUGCCUGUGCACACAAUCCAACUGGUGUGGAUCCUAAGCCAGAGCAAUGGAAAGAAAUGUCUAAAGUAAUUAAGAGUCGCAAUCUUAUGGUUUUCUUUGACAUGGCUUAUCAAGGAUUUGCAUCUGGUAACUGUGACCGUGAUGCUCAAGCUGUUAGAAUGUUUAUUGAAGAUGGACACCGUAUUGCCUUAGCUCAGUCAUUUGCAAAGAAUAUGGGUCUAUAUGGUGAAAGAGUUGGUGCAUUCACCAUGGUUUGCGAUUCCAAAGAAGAAGCUCAAAGAGUGAUGUCACAAUUAAAAAUUCUUAUCAGGCCUACUUAUUCAAAUCCACCCGUUCAUGGUGCAAGAAUAGCUGGCUUAGUGUUAACUGAUCCAGAAUUAAACAAACAUUGGUUAGGAGAAGUAAAAGGAAUGGCUGAUCGUAUCAUAGGAAUGAGAACACGAUUGCGUGAAGGUUUAAAGAAGGAAGGGUCCACUAGAAAUUGGCAACAUAUUACAGAUCAAAUAGGAAUGUUCUGCUAUACUGGAAUGACUCAGGACCAGGUUGAAAAGCUUACUAAGGAAUAUAGUAUUUAUUUAACUAAAGAUGGACGCAUAUCUGUUGCUGGUGUCUGUUCUGGAAAUGUUGAUUACUUAGCCCAUGCUAUGCACCAAGUUACUAAAUAGAAAUGCCCUGUAAAACAAAGUCUAGAAACCCUGUGAAUAAUGGAGUGAGAAAAUUAUUUUUUGCUUCCUUAGCAAGACUUUUAGAAUGUAGCUUCUAUAACUAUGUCACAUACAAUUGUGCAAUCAUAGACAAAAUUACAAUCACAACCUUCUAAAUCAUUUGUAAAUAAAAAUUUAUGAAUUUUCAUAA
Molecule: messenger RNA, 1588 nt
Organism: Parasteatoda tepidariorum (common house spider)
Lineage: Eukaryota; Metazoa; Arthropoda; Arachnida; Araneae; Theridiidae
Gene: Got2
Product: glutamate oxaloacetate transaminase 2
Biological process (GO): biosynthetic process; L-aspartate catabolic process
Cellular component (GO): mitochondrion
Molecular function (GO): L-aspartate:2-oxoglutarate transaminase activity; pyridoxal phosphate binding
Source: RefSeq, a predicted model, not a curated record